AUGGGCUGUGAAGCAGACUCUGAUGAUGAGCUAAAUGAUGACAAAAGCCAGGAAGAACUAUUAUCUGAUCCCUCUGCCGAUUUAUCCAAACAGACGAUUAGGGAGAGCUCCCCGUUUACGCCAUUGUUUGAAUCAAUAAGAUCCAAGACGCUAGAGGACACAAAUCAAGAAUGUGAAGUUGUUGAUAAUGACAUGUACUUGCCAAGUGUCGUUGAUCUCAUUGUAUCUUCAUAUGCUCCAAUUUUCCCACUCUGGUCGGGAAUCAUGUUAGAGAAACCACAGACAAGAGACACAAACUCCUCAGUCGAGUCAUGGUUCAAGUAUGUCAAAUCUGACAUUAUGUCUGGAGAAAGGGACAAGCGCCCAGCAAGGUUUGUGAUGAAAAACAAGUCGGCUAUACAUGCCCGUAUAAUCUUAGAGACCUUUCCUGGAGCAAAACAUGGUAAAACACGAGGGAAAAAGAGAAAAAAUGACACUGCAAGUAGAAUAGACACUCAAGAGGAAAGCUGGAAUAAGAAGAAACAGAAGAAGACUCGAAAUCUGUACCACAAAACCCCGAGUCAUAAACAUAUGACCUCUAAAAAGACAAAAAUGACAAAUCUACCAGUUGUGAUGGCUUGGGGUGGUAAAGUGGGACCUACGGUUUUGGACAACACUUGUACCAUUGACAACGGACUUACCGUCGUUCAUUUAUUUCAUCAGAGAAAAGAAGAAUUUAGAAACUUUCUGGCGUUGUACGAGGAAUGUGAACCAUUCACAACACUAAAGACAGUCUUAUCUUUGAUGGAUGAAAAGAACUUCAACCAGGCAAAACUUGUUUGGGCACGAUUAAGUACAAACAGCCACACCAACCUCUUUGGCGAAGAAACUGAAUUCAUGAUGUCCCACUUCGACCGACAGUGGAAAAGUAGAACAGUGUCAAAGUGUAGUUUCGAUGAGUGCAGUGAACCAAUGAGAGAGAGCAAGACAAAGACUGGAAUAAGUCUCAACUUGGACGAAACCAUUGAAAACAUGCAAGAGGUUGUAAAUAGAUGGCUCAGAUGUGAGACGCCCUGCACUGCUAGAGGAGACUUGGGCGAACCGGGUGACGAUACCGCAUGUGAAGGUGUUCGACAAACUAGAAGAAUGAUUAAACAAGCAGGUCCUGUAGCUGCCUUGCGCGUUUAUGAGUUAUGCAUGGCCGACCAAAUUUCAUUCCACAAUCUGAUGUCUUCGAAAGAAAUAAACAUCGAUGACCGUGUAUUCGAAUUGGCCGGUGUCACGAUGUACAAGGAAGGCCACUUUUGUGCCAUCGUCUUCCUUGAUGAAGAGAAAUACUGGUACGAUGCGCUGAAUGCUUGUUUGACCCAAUUCCCAAAAGAUAUGUUGACGCGCUACUUUCCAAGUCAUGCGCUCUACUGCCAGAUUGCUUGAAAUUAUGCAACACAAAAACCCGGAAACACUUAGGGCAGUUCAAAACAUUACAUCGCUUAUAAAACAUAACAAAACUAAAUUUGAAAUUUAGGUUCUGGAUCCUGGGUCCCGACGGUCUGCAGAUAUAAUCGCGAACAUUUUGGCGCAUGUGCAGUAAACUAUAAUUGUAAGACUGGUUUGUAAAUAUUUCUCUGAAAAAAAAAGAUUAUUACAUGUUCUUAAAAAAGCUAACCAGUCUAUUUCCCAACAGCAUUUAAACACAAUACCGCGUAGUCGUCUGAUGACAUCUCCAAUAUUUCGAGAAGACACAAUUUGUAGGGAAUGUAACAUUAAUGCGGUUGAUAAUCACUUUUUGAUAUGUUCUUAAUAUAGAGAUUAACGUACUCAAUAUAUUCCUAGAUACUAUGAUAAUUGGCCCAAAUUGACAACAUUCAAUUUUCAGAUGGCUUGUAAUAAAAGUAAAUUUUGUGUGAUAUGGCUAUGACUUUUAUCGUUAACUGAGGUUAGACGAAGCUAGUCGCAUAAUUAUAUUUACUUAUUUACAUGUAUAUGUAUUAUUUUCAAUAGUCGUUUUUUAUACUUUUCUGCAUAUGCUUUUGAUUAUGUUCACUUGCAUGCCAUGUCAAUAUGUUCAAAUAAGUAUUUUGAGUAAAGUUAUGUUCUGUAAUAACAUGAUAUGAAAAUAAAAACUUUUGUCUUGGCUUAAAUAACAUUCGAACA
This is a messenger RNA of Ruditapes philippinarum (Manila clam), 2133 nucleotides long. RefSeq lists its product as uncharacterized. Lineage: Eukaryota; Metazoa; Mollusca; Bivalvia; Venerida; Veneridae. The record is from RefSeq and is a predicted model, not a curated record. The transcript is spliced from 3 exons. The coding region runs from base 1 to 1413 and encodes 470 amino acids.